Aphidius gifuensis is the source of this 3193-nucleotide messenger RNA. It is a transcript of the gene ND-ACP, whose product is annotated as acyl carrier protein, mitochondrial. Gene Ontology annotation, biological process: fatty acid biosynthetic process. Lineage: Eukaryota; Metazoa; Arthropoda; Insecta; Hymenoptera; Braconidae. Gene Ontology annotation, molecular function: acyl carrier activity; acyl binding. Gene Ontology annotation, cellular component: mitochondrion. The coding region runs from base 110 to 583 and encodes 157 amino acids. The record is from RefSeq and is a predicted model, not a curated record. The transcript is spliced from 4 exons.
AAAAAAAUAAAAUCACAGGUCAGCUACGUAAAAAAAAAUUGAUAAUAAUUUUUUCUUUCUAACCUCAAUAAAAUAAUUAUAAUUUAACAAAAUAAAAGUGUAAUAAAUAAUGGCGUCAUUAACGAGUGUCAGAAUUUUAACAAGAAACACCGGCAGUUUGAGACGUUUAACUUCAUCAUGUCUUGGAGCAAGAAAUCAUUCAUUAUUGGCUACAACUCAAAUCCAGAGAUUCAUUCCAUCUCAUGAUAAUAAUGCCAAGACACUAUUAACACCAUUAAAAAUUCAGGGGCCACGAGUCGAGCAGACAAGAAGUUACAGCGAAAAAUUUCCAUUGACACUUGACCUUAUUCGUGAUCGAGUCCUUUUGAUUCUCAAUCUUUAUGACAAAAUUGAUCCAAAAAAGCUAACACUUGACUCUCACUUUAUGAAUGAUCUUGGUCUUGAUUCACUUGAUCAUGUUGAAGUAAUAAUGGCAAUUGAAGAUGACUUUGGCUUUGAAAUACCAGAUAUUGAUGCUGAAAAACUCUUUAAACCAUCAGACAUUAUUCGUUAUAUUGCUGACAAAGAAGAUAUUUAUGAAUAGAUUUUUGAUUAUUAAUCAAUUAAAUAAAUAAAUAAUCAAUAAAACGUUAGUAUCUACUCAUCUGUAAUUGUUUCUUUUUUUUUUUUAUGAUUAACUUCCUAAAAAUAAUGUUUAAUAAAUUGGAUAAAUUCGAAAAUUAUUAGGAAGGUGUAUUUAUUUUUUAUUUGAUUAACAAUUUUACCACAUUGUGAUACACUUUUUUAUAUAUUUAAAAUAAUUAUCAGUACAAUUAUUGGUUUGCGGAUUUAAUGAGGGUUAAUUGUCAAUUAGACAAGGGAUUUGACAUAUUUUUUAAAAAUAAAUUAUCAUUUCAAAAUUUGUAACAACAAACACAGUAUUUUCUUUUUUUUUUUUUUUUAUAAUCAAUGCUGAUUGGUUCCUUGGUAACUUUAAUUAUUAUCAGUAACUAUUUUUUGUUAAAAUUAUUUAUUAUUUGUUUAAUCAAAAUUAAUAUUAUUUUUAUGUUUUUUUUAUUUUAAAUAUUGGCCAAAGCCGGAAGCAUAAGUCACUUGUGAUUUACAUCAUGUUUAUCGAUAUUUUACACAAAUACAUUUUUCAAGUGUUAUUAAUUUCUUUUUUGUUAAUAUAUAAACGUCAAUAUUUAUUUGUAAAAUUUUUUAUGAAAAUUACACUGAAAAUACUAAUUUAAAAAUAUGAAAAACACAAAAAUUAGAUGAUUAUUUGUGGCAGUAUAUAUUUAAUGCAAAUAUUUUUGUAAUUAUAAAUAAUAUUGCCACAUUUAUUGCUGAUGUUAUUGAUUUUACAUCAAUGGCAAUUACAACAAUUGAUUAAUUAAAAAAUUAGAAAAAACAUAGAAGCAUUGAAUACGCUAUUGUUUUUUUUUUUUUAUCAAAGAAUCUUUUUUUUUUUUUUGUUAAUCAACACAAUCUAAAUUGUUUACCCUUCAACGCGUAUUAAUUACCUACAGUUAUAAUUAUUUAUUUUUAAAUAAUUUCUAUUCAAUCUAAUUAAAAAUCAUUCAUUUAUCGUCGCAAGUUUAUUAACAGUAACUAUUUUUAUUUAAUAAAGAUUUGAAAAAAUAAAAUAAUACAAAUGAUUUAAAUUAUCAGCAGUUUUUCUGUUUGAAUUGUUAUUAAUUAUUAUUAACAUUAAUAAAUAAUAAUUAACUAACAAUUAUAGUAAAUAAUUGAAAAAAUUAACUUUCAAAGUUCUCUAAAGUUAAAAUAUAAUUUUUUUUCAAAGAAAUUAUUAAUUAAUUAUGUAUUAAUAAUAUUUUAAAAAAUUAUUACAUUAAUUAUUUUUGUUAAUGUUAAUUACACAUGAAUAAUAUUGGGUAAUAAGACAGAGCUAACUUGAUUUUAGUAUUUUAAUUUUACAUAAUUAUUAAUAAUUUAUUCAUCAGCAGAAUUUUCAUGUUAAAUAAUCUCAUGAUAAUUUGCUGGAAUGAUUGAAAGAUUUUAGUCUAAAAAUUUUUUUUGUUUUUUAUAUUUAUAUACGAGUUUAUAAACCUUUUUUUUUUUACUUAAAUUUGUUUUUUAUAAUAAUUUUUUUAAAUGCCAUUUAGGUAUUUCGUCAAAAGGCAAUUCAAUUUUAAAAUAAAUGAUAAUUUAAUUACGAGUUUGUUAGUUUUUUUUUUGGGCGUAAUUAUUUUUUUUAGCAUCAUGUUAUUCGAUUACACAAUUUUAUAAAAUAAAAUUAGGAGAAAAAAAAGAGACUGGUACUGAAAAUAAUUAAGCAUCUGCGACGAUAUUGAUUUGAAAACAAAAAAAAACAUUUUAAAUAUGAUUGAUAAUAUUAUUUAAAUUUUAAUCAUAUUUAUGAACACUUGGGCAGUUUUUGAGUUCACAAGAUAUAAUUGUAUUGUUUAUGAUUCGUUAAAAUAAUUAAUACAAUAUCUCGAUGAUUAAUUGUAAAACAAAAUGUUGCGUGUGGAAUUUUUUUUUUUUUUUAAAUCAGCCUUUGUAUAUUUAUUCUUGUGUCUCAAUGCUGAACUCAAGUAUUUUAUUUUAUUUAUGAAAAAUUAAAGCUCGAUAUGCCAAUUAAUUAAUAAAUUAACUGUCAUUAUUAUUCGAGUUAAAAAUAUAACACUAAAGUAUCAAAUUAAACAUUUUGAUAAUAACAAAAUAUCUUUUUGAAGUAAAUUUUAUAAAAAAACAAAUUAACUAAAUCUAAUUGCCGAGAAAAAUUAUUUUUUUUUUAUAUUUUAAUUGGCUUUAUAUUAUUAACGUAUUUAAUAAUAAUCAAAACAAAAUGUACUAUCAAAAUUGUGGGUCUCGUGUCAACUCGACAAAAAUUAUUAAAAAGUAAUAAUAACAAUAAUAUUAUUUUCUUUGAUUAAAAAAUAUCCAAUGAUAAACAUUAAUAAAUUGUUAAUUUUUUUUUAGCAAAAGAAAAUUAUAAUUGGGCGAAAAAAAAUUAUCUAAAUUUAAUUAUCGAGCACGUAAGAUAAAUUCCUCUAUUUGUUAUUUACUUUUUUUUUUUUUUUUUUUGAAUAAUUAUUUAUAAAUAUAAUAAUCUUAUUAUCGUCAUCAAUCGUCAUUAACAUUUUAUUUUUCGUAUUUUUUAAAAAAGUGUUUCAAUUUUCUUUUCAUGUAAAAUUGUAUUAGGCACAAAUAAAUUUAUCAUUUUCCUGAGUUUAAAGGAUCUUAA